This is a messenger RNA of Leptidea sinapis, 499 nucleotides long. It is a transcript of the gene RpI12, whose product is annotated as DNA-directed RNA polymerase I subunit RPA12. The coding region runs from base 1 to 417 and encodes 138 amino acids. Gene Ontology annotation, cellular component: RNA polymerase I complex. The record is from RefSeq and is a predicted model, not a curated record. Gene Ontology annotation, biological process: DNA-templated transcription; termination of RNA polymerase I transcription. Lineage: Eukaryota; Metazoa; Arthropoda; Insecta; Lepidoptera; Pieridae. The transcript has 4 exons. Gene Ontology annotation, molecular function: zinc ion binding; nucleic acid binding; DNA-directed RNA polymerase activity.
AUGAAUUGCAAUUGUCUGAAACAUACUUUCGUUCACACUGUGUUGACAACAAAAAUGUCAACUUCAGGUCCAUUCUCUAGUACUACAGCAUUUUGUGUCAAAUGCGGCUCCAUACUUCCAUUAUUACAAGAUUUUGGAUCAGUGAAAUGUUACGCUUGUGCAGCAAUUUAUGAUGCAGACAGUUUCAGCAAUAUUAAGUUUAGCUACACAAUUCCAUUCAAUACAGUGUCAACCUUGAAUAAUGACAACAUCCUUAAUCUGGACAAUCCUGAUGGACCUGUAGUGGAACGGAAAUGUCCGAAAUGUGGCUCUGACAGAAUGUCUUAUGCUACUCUGCAGUUGCGAUCUGCAGAUGAAGGACAAACAGUCUUUUACACAUGUGUUUCAUGCAAGUUCAAAGAGACAGAAAAUUCGUAAAUUUGUGGUGAAAGAGACACCGGUGUAUAUAAAUUACUUGUUAAUAUUUUUUAUAUGAUAAUUAAAUAAAAUAUUUUUCAAA